This is a messenger RNA of Myzus persicae (green peach aphid), 992 nucleotides long. RefSeq lists its product as uncharacterized. The annotation marks the transcript as partial. Lineage: Eukaryota; Metazoa; Arthropoda; Insecta; Hemiptera; Aphididae. The record is from RefSeq and is a predicted model, not a curated record. The transcript has 3 exons.
GUGUCAAACUGGGUAUAAAUCCAACGAUGAAAAAGUGUCAACUUUUUCGUUCCCAAAAAAUGAAGAGAUGCAGAAUAAAUGGAUCAAAGCAAUACCAAGGAAGGAUUUUAUUGUAUCUAAAAAUGCAGCUAUUUGUGCUAAGCAUUUUACUGCUGAUCAAAUUAUCACAAAAUGGACAUCAGGAGUAGGUGAACAAAAAGUUGUUGUAAACUUGAAGAUUCCAAAACUGCAAAAAAAUGCAAUACCAUGCUUGUUUCCUGGACCAAAAUAUUUGUCUAAUCCACAGAAAAAAAGGAAAUCUCCCACAAAAAGAGUUUCUUUGGGUAGUAAUUGUAGGAAUUCUAAAAGCAUAAAACUAACCGAAGUUGAUUCUAAACUGUCUGAAACUGUUAUAAAUAAGGAUGUAUUGAAUCAAGAAACUUCUGUAUUUCUUAAAUCUUCUAUCAUUCCUACUAUAGAAUACUUUGAAAACAUGUGUAGGGAAAUUGAGUUGACUAAACUUCCAGAUAAUUGGAAAUAUGAAAUCAACAGAGGAAAAAAUACAAGUAUUACAUUUUAUACGGUACAAUGUAAUGAAAAUGAGGUUGGAGUUUUUAUUGAAAAACAGAUAUCUCUUGAAACGGAUAUGAUUGUUAAAUGUAAAUUAUAUGAUGUAUUUGUUGACAUUCAAGAUAUACGUCCAAAUUUAAAAGUGUUGACAUUUGAUGAACUGAUUUUAGUUUUAAAUGCUGUUAGCACUAAACAAGUUUGUAAAGGUGGACCUUUAGUUAGAGAAUUUGAUGGAAUAACAGUUGAAUGUGCAGAUAUAGUUCAAAAUCAUUGGCGACAUAAAAAAUGCACAUUUUUAAUUGAUAUUUCAUCUAUUAAAACUAAAUGUAUGUUUUGCGAUAGAUUAAGAAUUGCAUUUCGGAUGAAAAAAUCAAGAUUAUCUGCUGGUAAAUCUACUAGAUUAUUAUUAUCACCUUCAAAAAAACAUCAGUUGGAUACACUUC